Messenger RNA from Macrobrachium nipponense, 951 nucleotides. RefSeq names its product protein SpAN-like. Gene Ontology annotation, biological process: proteolysis. The record is from RefSeq and is a predicted model, not a curated record. Gene Ontology annotation, molecular function: metalloendopeptidase activity; zinc ion binding. The transcript has 8 exons. Lineage: Eukaryota; Metazoa; Arthropoda; Malacostraca; Decapoda; Palaemonidae. Bases 1 to 951 code for a protein of 316 amino acids.
AUGGCAUCAUUAUCAGAAAGGACAAUCGGAGGGUUUGAGAAUGUCAACCCAUCUCAUGUCAACGGCGAAGAGCUGUUUGAAGCUGACAUCUUGCUGUCUUCUGAGCAGAGAAGGCAACUGCUGGAGAGGAAGGCCAUACCAUACACUUCCAUGCGGGGCCAAGGCCAAAUGGGACCGAAUGGAACUCCAGUUUGUGCCUUACAAGUUCGGAGACCGGCUGUGAAUACAACAGCGGUAGAGGCAGGGUUGGCCCACUGGGAGGAGCAUACUUGUAUUGACUUCCAGCUCAUCAGUGGUGCUGCUCCAAGCCAAUACUUGAACUUCAUUAAAGGCAAUGGGUGCUGGUCAUAUGUCGGAAUGCAGUCAACAGCACAAGAUUUAUCUAUUGGUGAUGGAUGCAAUGCGCUGGGGACUGUUGCUCAUGAGGUCGGCCACGCCAUGGGAUGCUUCCACGAGCAGUCCCGUUCUGACAGGAACGACUACGUUUCUAUCAUUUUCGAAAACAUUCAAGCGGGCAAAGAAGGAAACUUCCAAAAAAAUGUUGACAACAACUACUCAGUCAAAUAUGAUUUCAUGUCAGAUUUGCAUUAUGGCUCAGAUUACUUCUCUGUGAAUGGAAAAAAUACAAUAACAACAAAAAAUCCGUUAGCACAAGAACUUAUUGGCAAAAGGACUGGCCUGAGCCACUACGAUAAACUACUGGCGAACACGAUGUAUCCAUGCAUUACAAAAUGGAUGCAAACUUGCAGCAUAGCCACGAACCCUUGCCAGAACGACGGCUACAUCGGUAAAAACUGUGCUUGUGUCUGUCGCAGCGGAACGAGUGGCGCUAACUGCGAGAUUGUUAAUGAAGGCUACUACGAUAGUCUUAUCUCAGGUUGUUCAGCGAAUGUUACUGCACCAGGAACAAUAACAUCUCCCAACUACCCUAGUAAUUAUCCAACAGAGUGA